AUGGAUCAUUUCGCAAGCAAGGCUCUGUUUGGGAGGGAAGUGGAUGGAUCUUUGGGCAACAUUGAUGACUUGGCUCAACAGUAUGCAGAUUACUAUAAUACUUGCUUUACUGAUGUAUGUGAGAGAAUGGAAGAGUUGCGCAAACGGAGAGUUUCCCAAGACCUUGAUGUGGAGAAAUGUGAUGCCAGCUCCACAUCUCUACAGCUGCGAUCCCAGAUUGAAGAAUCCCUUGGCUUCAGCAGUGUUGUAUCAACCCCAGAAACAGAAAGAAAGCUCUCCCUCCAUAAAUCAAGUUCUGAAGAAAGCUCUGUAGGUAAAGCAGAUUGGAAAAAGAAGAACAAGUAUUUCUGGCAAAAUUUUCGAAAGAAUCAGAAGGGGCUAAUGAGGCAGUCUUCGAAAGGAGAAGAUGUUGGUUACGUGGCUAGUGAGAUCACAAUGAGUGAUGAGGAGCGGAUCCAGCUAAUGAUGAUGGUCAAGGAAAAGAUGAUCACUAUUGAGGAAGCACUUGCAAGGCUUAAGGAAUAUGAAGCACAACAUCGGCAGUCAGGCAGCAUGGACUCUUCUGACUGGCCUGAUGGUCCUUACCCAACUCUUGAUGGUUCUUCCAAUUGUAACUCAAGAGAGCAAUCGGAUGAUGAAUCGGAAGAAUCGGUGAAGUUUAAGAGACUGCAUAAGUUGGUCAACUCAACUCGCAGGGUCAGGAAGAAAUUAAUAAGAGUAGAAGAAAUUAAAAAAAACAGCUCUGAAGGGGUGGAAGAGCAUUCAUUUGACAGCUCUCCAGUACCAGAUGACAGAUCAGCACUUUAUUCUGGAGUUCAAAAGAAGCAGUGCUACUUGGAUAGCUCUUCUGAGAAGCAACCAGAUGAUGACUCAGACUCACUCACCACGUCUCCUUCAUCUAGCAGCCUAGACACUUGGGGUACUAACAAGAAGUUGCUCAAGACCUUUAGUAAAUCUGACAGCCGUGGCCUUAUUAAGCCACCAAAGAAGAUUGGGACAUUCUUCUCCUACCCCGAAGAGGAAAAAACUCCAAAAGUUUGUCGCUCUUUGACAGAUGGGGAGAUGAAGAAGAACCUCGGCUCUCUGAGCCAUGGGAGGACCUGCAGCUUUGGUGGAUUUGACUUGACAAAUCGCUCAUUACACAUUGGAAACAAUUUGGACCAAAUGGGCAAAGAUGGUGAUUUUGUUUACAAAGAAGUGAUCAAAUCCCCUUCGACUUCCCGCAUAUCCCUUGGCAAAAAGGUGAAAUCUGUAAAAGAAACUAUGAAGAAACGAAUGUCAAAAAAAUAUAGCAGUUCUUUGUCAGAGCAGGACUCCAGCCUGGAUGUAAUGCCAGAAUCCCCUCAGUCACCACAGCCAGACACUGAUUGUCUAGAUAAGCCGAAGCUGAAAGCUGGUGGUUCAGUAGAAAGCUUGAGAAGCUCCUUAAGUGGUCAGAGUUCAAUGAGUGGACAGACAAUAAGCACAACAGAUUCCUCAGCCAGCAACAGAGAGAGUGUCAAGUCUGAAGAUGGUGAUGACGAAGAACUUCCAUACAGAGGACCUUUCUGUGGCCGUGCCAGGGUUCAUACGGACUUUACCCCCAGCCCCUAUGACACUGACUCCCUGAAGCUAAAGAAGGGUGAUAUCAUUGAUAUAAUCAGCAAACCUCCCAUGGGUACCUGGAUGGGUUUGUUGAACAAUAAAGUGGGAACUUUCAAAUUCAUCUACGUUGAUGUCUUAAAUGAAGAGGAAGAGAAGCCAAAAAGGCCAACAAGGAGGCGACGAAAGGGAAAACCUCCUCAGCCCAAAUCUGUUGAAGAUCUCCUCGAUCGCAUCAACUUAAAGGAACACAUGCCCACCUUUCUGUUCAAUGGCUAUGAAGACCUAGAUACCUUUAAGCUUUUGGAGGAAGAAGAUUUGGAUGAGCUCAACAUUCGGGACCCUGAGCAUAGAGCAAUUCUCUUGACAGCAGUGGAAUUGCUUCAGGAAUAUGACAGUAACAGUGAUCAUUCAGGCUCUCAGGAGAAACUCCUCACAGAUGGCCAGAAUCUAAGUGGAUGCUCCCCCCGGGAUUCAGGCUGCUACGAAAGCAGUGAAAACCUGGAGAAUGCUAAGAGUCGAAAACCUUGUCUUCUACCCUCAAAAUUGGCCAAUGAAUACAGUUUUAAGGAUUUCCACAGAAAUCCUUUGUCUACUCUGCCAUUGACUAAAUCAAUAGACGGCCUUCAGGAAAGAGAAAAAAUACAACUUAGUUGUAUGCAUCAUGUUAAAAAGAGUUGCCUCAAGCCCACUGCAGUCAUGUCUCUGAAGAAGAACCGCAGAAGUUUACCAGUUGGCAUCUGUCAAAGCUGUGGGACUCCAGAAGGCAACCAGAGGAUGCUUAUGUGGCCAAGAUCUCAUUCUCUGGGAGACCUCCAGGGAGAAAUUGAUACCAAGAUAGAAGACUCUGAAACGAAGGUGGAUAGUUUCCCUCAAGGUGCACUAGAUCUAACAAAAAAAUCAAUUAGCUUCGAUGGUAGUGGGCAGAUGACAGAACAGUUGGUGGCUAAAAAUAAAGGUGGUGCUGUUUCUCUUAAGGGAAAAGCGAAGGAACUGCCUUUUCCCACAGCCAUCCCUUCCAGUGGAACAUUUCCUCUGUUCCUGCCUCGGAAUAGUGAAGUUCAGUCAUCUUUACUUUCACGUGACAUAACAUGGACACUGCUUGAAAACCAUAAAAAAAGUAGUUCUGAUGUUGGAAGGACUGAUCAUUCUCCAGUCCUCAAGGAAAUUAAAGAAGCUGAACAGAAGUAUGUGGGUGAGGGAAGAAUACUGCCAAAAACCUCCUCACAGCCACCGCCAGUCCCUGCCAAAAAAAGCAGAGAACGACUUUCUAAUGGACAUUGUCAUCCCCCUUCAGUUCCUUGUAGUCCAGAUGCGCCAUCUUUGCCAGCAAAAAAGACCACCUCAUCUAUCCCUAUUGAUGCCCAAGUACUGACCUUUUGCAAGUCAUCUGAACAGGAGCCCAGUAGCCCUUCAUGUGUACGGCCUCCUUGGUUUUCAGAUCUUCCAGAGACUUCUAGCAUCCAGCAACACAUCCUAAAACUAGGUCCUUCUUCUGCAAGGAAAACCUCCUGUAAUAGAGGGCUGGAUCUGGAAAUGUUGAUAGAAAAUAAGCUGCUGUCUGAAGAUAUUGAUCUCACAGAAGACCCUUAUUCUGACAAGCAUGGUCGCUGUGGGAUUCCUGAAGCUUUGGUGCAAAGAUACUCUGAAGACCUAGAGCAGCCUGAAAAGGAAGUUGCUACAAACAUGGACCAGAUCCGGGUGAAGCAGCUGAGGAAGCAACACCGUAUGGCAAUUCCAAGUGGCGGCCUCACUGAAAUCUACCGAAAACCUGUCUCCCCUGGACAUAUCACCUCUAUAGCUGAUUGGCUGGUUUCUAUUGGCCUCCCAAUGUACUCAAGUUCCCUCGUGGCAGCAGGAGUUAAUGACCUAAGCAAAGUGCCUUCUCUGUCACCAACUUGCCUUCAGGAGGCUGGCAUCAGAGAAGAGAGGCACAUCAGCAAACUUCUUGCAGCAGCAAGAGUCUUCAAUUCUGAGACUAUGUAACGUGGCCCUGGAAUGCAGCAUCUGCCUCCUGAAGAAUCUACAGUUCCUUCAGUAUCCAUUUCAUCUAUGAUUUCUUCAGAGGACCAAGCAAAACAGGUUCCUAAGGAAGAAUGAAUCUCUUAUCUUUUGGUCAUGCAUAAAGGAGAAUAGAAGCAGCUGUCAACUGAGGGGGAACUCCCUAAUUCCAACCCUCCCUUCUCGAACAGAAGACACGAGAAAUUAUUCUAGUUCCUUAAAAGACUCUGGGCCUGAUGGGAUUGUCUGUGUCGGCUGCAAAAAAAGAGAUCAUUCUACGUACUCAAAAAUAUUUAAAAACUAGACCAUCUAAACCCUAGGAAUUAGGAAAGGAUGGUGGAGGGAAGAGAAUACUGUUAGGACUCAGGAUGCUUGGGGUUACCUCACUGGUAAAAAAGGUAAUUCACUGAUCGCCAUUCAUGGUUACAGUCCUAAAUCUACAGACAAGUAAGUACGUCCUAGAGGAAGUGAGGACCCCUCCAUGAGCAGACACACCCAUGGAUGUAUUAACCGGGGCUCUCCACGUACCCUUUUCAUUCUGGCAAUCAGAUGUACAA
Gekko japonicus is the source of this 4139-nucleotide messenger RNA. RefSeq names its product SAM and SH3 domain containing 1 (gene SASH1). Gene Ontology annotation, molecular function: protein binding. The record is from RefSeq and is a predicted model, not a curated record. Lineage: Eukaryota; Metazoa; Chordata; Lepidosauria; Squamata; Gekkonidae. Bases 1 to 3567 code for a protein of 1188 amino acids. The transcript is spliced from 20 exons.